CGCAGGGCCGGACCCACGCGCGCACCUGGCGGCCGCCGAGCGGAAGCCGUUGCCGCCGUGGUUGCCGCCGCCCGCCCGGCUUCAGCCCCCCUCAGGCCGCGGGCGGCCGCCGUGCGCCGCGCUCCCCUCCGCCGUGCUGCCGCCGGAGCCAGGUAUUAUAUUUUCAAGAAAUGGUGUGACCUAUUCAGUAUUAAAGAACAUCAUUCACAGGAAAACGUUUGUUUUGUGACAAACUUUUUAAACUGGAAUGGCUUUGAAAAAAAUGCCUAAACUAUUCAAGAAAUUAUUUUUUCACUGGAAACUUUGGAAAUUUAGCAUUAUUGUGUUUUUCUUUCUGGUAUUUUUAUUUUUAUUACAAAGAGAAGUGGGCGUUCAAGAUUUUAAAGAUGAAGGAGGGAUUGAGCCAAUUGUCAGAAAGAAAAGUCAUGUAUUAGGUCUUGUGCUAAAUGCUAUGAACAAUAUCAACGGUGCAAAGCCAAAAAUGCAAAUAAAAGCACCUGUUAGGCAAACUAAAGUUCCUGGAGAGAGACACUGUUUGCCAGGACACUACACUGCAACGGAACUAAAACCCUUUCUAGAUCGACCUCUUCAAGAUCCUAAUGCUCCUGGAGCUUCUGGUAAAGCAUUUAAAACCAUCAACUUAAAUUCAGAAGAGCAGAAAGAAAAAGACCGUGGAGAAGAAAAACACUGUUUUAAUGCAUUUGCGAGCGAUAGGAUUUCAUUACACAGAGAUCUUGGACCAGACACUCGACCUCCUGAAUGUAUUGAACAAAAGUUUAAGCGUUGCCCACCAUUGCCAACCACAAGUGUUAUAAUAGUUUUUCAUAAUGAAGCGUGGUCCACUCUGCUCAGAACUGUUCACAGCGUGAUGUAUACGUCUCCGGCCAUAUUGCUAAAGGAAAUUAUAUUGGUGGAUGAUGCCAGUGUAGAUGAAUACUUGCAUGGUAAACUAGAUGAAUAUGUGAAACAAUUUCAAAUUGUUAAAGUAGUCCGUCAAAAGGAAAGAAAAGGUCUAAUCACUGCACGGUUGUUGGGAGCUUCGGUAGCAACAGGGGAGACCCUUACCUUUCUGGAUGCUCACUGUGAAUGCUUUUAUGGCUGGUUGGAGCCACUAUUGGCAAGAAUAGCUGAGAACUCUGUUGCUGUUGUAAGCCCUGAUAUUGCUUCUAUAGAUCUCAACACUUUUGAAUUCAGUAAGCCAUCCCCUUAUGGGCAUAACCACAAUAGAGGGAAUUUUGAUUGGAGUUUGUCAUUUGGAUGGGAGUCUCUUCCUAAACAUGAAAAUAAAAGAAGAAAAGAUGAAACUUACCCAAUUAGAACACCUACUUUUGCUGGAGGUCUCUUUUCAAUAUCAAAAGACUACUUUGAACACAUUGGAAGCUACGAUGAAGAAAUGGAAAUAUGGGGAGGUGAAAAUAUAGAAAUGUCUUUCAGAGUAUGGCAAUGUGGUGGACAGUUGGAGAUCAUGCCUUGCUCUGUUGUUGGCCAUGUCUUUCGCAGCAAGAGUCCCCAUACUUUUCCAAAAGGUACUCAAGUGAUUACACGUAAUCAAGUCCGCCUUGCAGAAGUCUGGAUGGAUGAAUAUAAAGAAAUUUUUUACCGAAGAAACACAGAGGCAGCAAAAAUUGUGAAACAAAAAACAUUUGGAGACAUCUCAAAAAGGCUUGUCUUAAGGCAGCGUCUGCAGUGUAAAAAUUUUACCUGGUAUCUCAAUAAUGUUUAUCCGGAAGCAUAUGUUCCAGACCUGAAUCCUUUGUUUUCUGGAUAUCUAAAAAAUGUAGGUAACCACAUGUGUCUGGAUGUUGGUGAAAAUAACCAUGGCGGCAAACCAUUGAUUAUGUAUUCUUGCCAUGGACUUGGAGGAAAUCAGGACUCACACUGUCAAGGAAGAUGUUAAUGGGAAUCCAGCCAAUGGGAGACCAAGUGGCCAGGCCUGAGACAUCUUUCCCUAUCUUACUUGCAGCCUCAUAGUGUGAGGUCAAAGUAGUCUACCCUAUACUGGUUAAUGCAAGCGAAUAAUAUGACUGAAUUUGUCCAAGAAGAGCUCUUUUUGAUGCAUAGAUCUUGGAGGCAGCAAUGAUCUUCUGUUUCUUCUACAGUAUGACUUGCAAUAGAUGUCAGAUACUGAAUUCUUCAGGCACUGCUGUAAUACUAACAAAAGUAACAUCUCCCUCCCCCAGAAAUGCACAAUUCUCUGUUGCUUUAAAGAGCUAUUUGAAGAAUAAAGUUUAUUGACUGUAGAUCCUUAAUAGUUAAAGUUCAACAAAGAUUUAAAUGUUUUGGUUAGAAAAUUGUUUUAUUUUUUUUUC
Molecule: messenger RNA, 2309 nt
Organism: Oxyura jamaicensis (ruddy duck)
Lineage: Eukaryota; Metazoa; Chordata; Aves; Anseriformes; Anatidae
Gene: GALNT3
Product: polypeptide N-acetylgalactosaminyltransferase 3
Exons: 10
Coding region: 248-1897 (549 amino acids)
Cellular component (GO): Golgi apparatus
Source: RefSeq, a predicted model, not a curated record